This is a messenger RNA of Marasmius oreades (fairy-ring Marasmius), 2214 nucleotides long. RefSeq lists its product as uncharacterized. The transcript is spliced from 7 exons. Bases 1 to 1953 code for a protein of 650 amino acids. The record is from RefSeq and is a predicted model, not a curated record. Lineage: Eukaryota; Fungi; Basidiomycota; Agaricomycetes; Agaricales; Marasmiaceae.
AUGGCUCCGAAAAGAAAAAAACCCGCAACCAAGAAAGCCAAAAACAUCCAAGAAGUUGAUUCUGGUAGUCAACCCCCAACAAAGAGAAAACGCGGCGGUAAAAAAAUUGAUCCUGACGCCAUGGACAUUGAUGAUCCUGGUACUGCUGACAGCCAGAUGACUGUACCAACAAGGUCUAUGCGCACACGAAAAGCGCUCCCAACUGCACCUCGGGACCCUCUUCCUGCUCGGGAUGGUCGCAACUCCCAUCCCGGGCUGAUUGUUGCUCCACGCUCAAAGCGGACUUCUGGACAGGUCGCUGCCGAGAAGGUAGCUAAAGACAACGCCUGGUUAGCUGCAGAAGCUACCCAUGCUGCAAAUAUGACUCAACUAAGCGAAAUGUUUGCGGCUGAGGAGACUGGCCGGGAGAUGGAAGAGAAUUUGAUUCCAACGCAAAAGCCUAGAGAGAAUGAACCAAGUGGUCUGGAUAUAGAGGCAGAGAGCGAAGAUGAGGAGCCUUCUAAAGUGAAAACGGGCCGCAAGAAAAAACCUGUUAAGGGAGAAACUCGGGCUCUGGUGGAGGGGGUGGAGAAGGCACUUGAGAUUGAAAGACUGGAGAGUAGGCUUGAAGCCCUCCGAAGAGGGGAAACAAAAGCUACAAUAGACAAUGUAGUUGAGGCGAAGAAAAAACCUUCAUGUGUUGCACCUCCCACCGGUCUCUUGCCUUCAUUCAAACCCAGAUUGUCGACAGCACCACCUAAAGAGUUAAAGAGGCAAACUAGUAAAACUAGUUCUAGGACCUCUGUACUAAGCAAGACCUCACAAGAAGAUGGCGGGUUGCAAGAAAUCGAUAUCCAGGAUUUGCGGCCACAUAGCAAGAGUCAAGUAGCCACUGGAAGUUUAGUGGAGAAUGUGGAGGAUGGCGGCGAUCAGUUUCUUGCCUUGUGCGAGGAGCACGACCUCUCUGGUAUAGAUAGUCCGGACUCUUCCGAUGAUGAAAGCGACCACCUCCCAACUCAACUUCAGUUCUCGAAUGUAUCUGCUACAGUAGUCAAGACACCCGUUUCCUCAGCCACGGUUCACAAGGCACCAAAAGGCAAGACUGCGAGCUCAAGGACACCAAUGUCAAUACCCAGCACGCCCAACGUCUCAGACGAGCCACUGUCGCUUCCUACAUGGGCAGUGAGGAAAUGGCGUGUCGAAUUCUUGCAAACAUUAUACUCCCGAUGGAUGGCCGAUGAUAAUCCUUUCGCAAACUUCAGAAAAGGGGAUACGAAGUUGACAGAGAUAAUUCAAGAGGUGGUUGAUGCCGUAUACAUCGAUGAAGAAUAUACAGUCGAUGGAUCCAAAGACGACGCCAUCUAUCAUAUUGCCUAUGACCGUGUCCGUGAAAAAAUAUCCGGUAUAGGGCGAUACACGCUCACCCUUGUCAAGCAACAUUUCGAACAGCAAUAUUACAAAAACAAACCAACUCGAAUCAGGAAGUAUGCUAAGUGGGCUAUGAAACCAAACGGCCCUGGAAUUUGUGAAGAGCCCGCACCCCAGCCCCUUUCUUCAUUGUCAAGCUCGGAUCCACUGUAUCAGAAAGCACGCGGCAUCUGUCUAUCGCCAUUCAUGGUUGAUACCAUGAAGGAGUUCAUACGGCAUGGGGCAGGAUCUGUCGAGUAUCAUGGAAACUUUAUCGGUUUGGUUGCACUAUCAGCAGCAGCAGUAACCCGGGCAUUCAGAAUGUACUCAAUCGACGGCAUAUUCACGAAGUCGGCAGGUUCUGACUUCGCCGAGGUUUAUUGGAAUGACGUCGUACUCUCGUUCAUUGCCAGCGCAAAGACCUUUUCCGGAAACCAAUGGCAGCGUAUCAGAGACAAACUUGGUGUCGCCGAGGGGGAAUCUGAUCUCGGCCAUCCCAUCCAACCCAAAGUUGAGGUUUCGUUCUACGACACUGUUGCUGAGCUUUACACCCCGAGCAGUCCAUGAAAUCUGGUACUGUUUUACUGUUCACCUGCCCGUUCAUCCGACUCCUCUCCUACAAUACAUGCAAUCCGAAUUUCUAGUAUCUCAUUUCCCCCACCUGCACUCGUUCAAUCCACCUCGUUCCUCACGAUCCUUUCCGUAGUCUAUGCAUCAGCAUCCUAAUUAUCAUUUGCUUCCCCAUUCUUUUAUUUAUAAUAUCGCUGACUAUAUUCAUAUCUAUUAUCUACCAUACAAAGAAAUCUAAUGUUUUACUGUAAAGAUGGA